This is a messenger RNA of Aureobasidium subglaciale EXF-2481, 949 nucleotides long. RefSeq lists its product as uncharacterized. The record is from RefSeq and is a predicted model, not a curated record. Lineage: Eukaryota; Fungi; Ascomycota; Dothideomycetes; Dothideales; Saccotheciaceae. The transcript has 2 exons. The coding region runs from base 161 to 949 and encodes 262 amino acids.
UCGCUGCGGGGUUUCGGAUGCCCCGCCUCGAGCUGCAUCACCCCUCAUUUGUCAGUAGCACAUAAAUCAUGUACCGAUGCGAAGGUGAGCCUGCUGAGAGAUUGCUUCAAUUCAACUUCCGCUACAUAUACACAGCCUGUCAACCAAACUCAGUGCAAUUAUGUCUUCUUCUACCGAACUUCAGCUGGGCCGUCUCAACAACAAAGUCGCUAUCGUCACUGGUGGUGCCAGUCCUCUCGGCUUCGGUGCAGCCAUAGCUCGACGCUUCGUCUCGGAAGGUGCAAAGGUUAUAAUUGGCGACUUGGACUCUUCUGGUGCCGAAUCGGUAGCUUCUUCGCUUUCGUCCCCCAAUGUCAAAGGUGUGGCCAUGGAUGUCUGCUCCGAGAAUGAUUGGAGACGUGUAGUCGACAUGGCGGCCAAAGAGUUUGGAAGGUUGGAUAUCGUUGUCAACAAUGCGGGAGUGACUUAUAGAAAUAAGCCAACUGCUGAAGUCACAGAGCAGGAGUUCGAGAGAGUGAUGUCGGUCAACGUGAAGAGCAUAUACUGGUCCGUCCGCAUCGCCAUUCCGCAGAUGCAGAAGCAGGGCGACGGUGGAAGUAUUAUCAACAUCUCGUCAUCUGGAAGCAUAAGGCCUAGACCGGGCUUGGUGUGGUACAACGCCAGCAAGGGUGCGGUAUCGAAUGCAACCAUGGCACUGGCUGCAGAGUAUGGACCUGACCAGAUCAGAGUGAACGCGAUUGCUCCUCUGCUGUCGGCAACCGGAUUGUUCGAGUCGUUUGUUGGAGUCAAAGACACGCAGGAAAAUAGGGACAAGUUUGCGGCGUCGAUCCCGCUAGGCAGACUGACGGACCCCGUGGAUGUAGGCAAUGCCUGUGUGUUCCUGGCGUCUGACGAAGGAAGGUUUGUAACAGGGACGAACAUGAGCGUGGAUGGGGGUAGACACAUCUGA